Messenger RNA from Lineus longissimus, 4870 nucleotides. RefSeq names its product trichohyalin-like. NCBI's taxonomy places the organism in Eukaryota, Metazoa, Nemertea, Pilidiophora, Heteronemertea, Lineidae. The transcript is spliced from 14 exons. The coding region runs from base 52 to 2361 and encodes 769 amino acids. The record is from RefSeq and is a predicted model, not a curated record.
ACGAGGACUCAUGAGGACUAAAGAUCAGCCAACUGGCUGGAAGUUAUCAAGAUGUUUGUGAAUCAAAUAAAUUCAAAGGAUCUUUUUACCACAAAUCCAAUGAAAGUCUAUGGGGGCAAAGAAUAUUCUGAUUCCCAAGGAAAUUCACAGAUGUGUUCACAGCUUGAAUUUUCAAAUACUAACACUAACAGUUCACAGGAAUGUUUUUCUCAGCAAAUCAAUGUGGGAUUUUCUGAAAAUGAGUCUCCCCAGAAGAAGUCUUAUUACCAGAAAUUUGUUUCCAGAGGACCAUUGUUUACCCAUGGAUCAAAGCAGCAGCCAUCAACUAGUCGGAUCACAUACAAACAAGAUUUGGAUGGAAAUAAAGCAAGGGCAAAGGAAAGGGAUGAGAGAGAUCUUCUCUACACAAUUGUAAACACAGUGAGUCAGUGUGCAACUGAGGUGAGGAGUGCAGUAGAAUUGGUGAAGGAAAACUCACAGAAUGCCAGUGCAUCAUCGGACAAGAGAAUUAUUGACUUCUUGCAGAGUUUACAAACAGAGCUUGAUAAGCGAUAUGAAGACAUUGGGAAUGCUGUGAGAAAAAGAGAUGACUCCAAGCAGGAGAAUCAGUGCCUGAAAGAGGAAAUAGCUGCUAAAAAUGCCACAAUAUGUGAACUACGUGAGAAGGUGGAGAAACUUGAGGAAGAUCAAGACAAGAAGAUAGUGGAAGCUCUGCGGGAUGUUUACAAAGAACAACAGGAACUUAACAGAGAACAGAUCCAUCAGUAUCAUGAAAAGCAACUAAAAGAGUUGUCCAAACAGGCAAAUCUACAUAAGGGAUACCAAACCACCCUUGACAGCCAUGCAGUUCAGUUGAAGCAUAAUCGGGAGAAGACACAGCAACAGCUUUGCCAACUUGAAGCUGAUAUGAGUAAAGAGCUGGACACAUACCAGAAAGAGCAGCAAAACAGAUACAGCCAGAUAACAAGUGAUUGUCAAGAACAGAUAAAAAAUCUCCAUCGAGAACAGAGGGGUGAACUUGUAGACUACUUUAACAAGCAGAUGUCAAAGACGAACAACUUGAAUGGCCAAAGGCAACAAGAGUUGCAGAAACAAUUCCGGGAGGAAAUAGAGUCUCUCGGGAAACAACAGAAGGUGGAGCUAGUGGCUUUGAUACAACAGGAGGUGCAGUUGGAGUCCAAGGCACAGGAAGAUAAAAGUGACAAGAUGCUGCAGCGGAGUUUGAAUAAACAUCAGGAAGAGCAGGAGAUACUGGUGCUGGAGCUCCAGCAUCAGAAAAUGCAACGGCAGAUAUGUGCCAAAGAGAUGGAGAAACAGAGCCAGGCAUAUGAAGAUGAAAUUCGUCAACUAAAGAAAGAAAAUGCAACCAAGAAAGAGCUAGCUGAGAGGGAACAGAAGAAAGCCAAGGAAAUGCAAGAGAAAGAACUGGAAAUCCUGCGACGCAAACACGAACAAGAAUUUGAAGUAUUGAGACAAAAACACCAGGCGAAUGAUGCUAUAAAGCAUGAUGGGUACAUGGGUUGCCAAACAUCUCAGCAACUCGUGCCAGUUUCCACCAACCAAGUUUACUCCUCGUCUGCGUCACAAUUUAGUUGUCCUGACAUUGAUCCAUUGGGGAGGUGCGAUUCAAAUACAUCUGAUGUUAAACUUAAGCCCAGUAAUGCAAAGAGUCCAUUUGUUUCACCCUCAUUUAGAAAGACAGGCUGGUCAUCUGAGGCAUUGUUCAGGAAAGGUGGGCCAUCACCAAUUGCUACUGUCUAUCCACAAAAGGCGAGUGUUCCCGACUGUAAUUCUAGCAAAGAUGACACCAGAGCUGCUUGUUCAGUUGAUGAAGUGCACAAAGAAGAUGUGGCUCCUGACGACAAGGGAAAGAAAAAGGGACGGAGGCAAAAACGUGGGAAGGCGAUGUCGAAAAAGAAAUCCCCGAAGGUGCCAGCCAGGAGACAGCCAAAGAGAACAGCCUGCACUCCAAACUUGGAUCAAUCAGGGAAACAAGAUAGCACUCCUGCUACGGUUCCAUAUACUCGCCGUCAAAACGCUAGUGCUCCUUCCAGUGAGACCUUGCCUCCAAGGAAGGUGAAAUCCCCUGACUGGAUCCAGAAGAAAAGAAAAGCAAUCACUCCUUCCGUGGAGAAACUUCACCCUAACCCCAGCACUCCAAGCUGGUUACAAGCCCACAGGGAUGCUCGCAAUAGGGAAGCACUCAGAGCAAAGAAACUGCAGUUGUUGAGUGCACACCACCAAUAUGGAAGAAGCAACACUGUGAUGAUUCUUUGGUUUGGCAGAACUCAGGCGCUCAAAAUCUUGGGAGGUUCCUGUCGCCGUAUUCUCUCAGAUCAUAUGGUAAUACUCCUAAGAUGAGUUCUGCACACAUCGAAUGCAGCAAACUGAGCCUGCAGAAAUACCAGUCUCCAUAUGGACUUCAGCGCUGUGGUGAUUUCCCCAAACCUCUCAGUCUCUACUCCAAAAGCACAAUGGAGGUAUUUGACUUUGUUGAGGAUGAUGUCAGUGUUUCUGGGUCUGCAUCAUAUAGAAAGAGGACAUUUGGAAAGAAAAGACUUCCAUCCGCAUCACCAGCAGAGUCUAGGCCAUCUCAUUCCAAAGGAAUUGGAGACAAUAAUGGAUUCAUCAUCAUCGACAAUAGCGAUGACAGUGAUAACAGCCAAGGUUCCUCUCCUUCUCUCUCUGUAACCGAAUUCGUCCUCAAGAGGAAGACUAAGAAAGAGCGAUCACCACCAGGUGCUGGGGCUGGAGACUGGCAGUACAUGACUUCAUGCAAUCAAAGCAACUCUAUGAUGUCUAGGACUAGAGGAGACAUGUUGGGUUCUCCACAUGCAUUUCAACCUCAGAGUCAGUCCUCGUCGAAUUUGCCAAUCAGACGAUGCAUGAAGAGACGGCUUUGUGAGGAUGAUAUGAUUGACACACAGAUUCUGGAGAUCACGAGAUGUAUCAAACGACAACAGAGAGUCACUCCUAAGUAUAACAAGGAGUAGGAGUGUACUGUGUAUUGUGGACUGGGAUGGGAGAGGGCUGCUGGCCAACCAAAACACGGGGAGACAACUCCACAUCCUAGACAUUGGGGAAACAACACCACAUCAAAUACAUGUCGGAUGAGAUAACUGCACAGCCAGGACUUUGGAAAAGACAAUUGCCCAGCAACUACUGCAUAGCCAGUGCUGUAGAUAUUUGUGGCCAUUUUUUUGUGAUAAUUUUGACAUACUUUUAAAGGAGCAUUUGACAAGCCAGUAUCUAGUAUUUUCUUUUUCAUGGUGACGCAAGGCAUCCAAGCAGUUCUGGGUUAAAGAACAUUGGGAGAGACAACUGUAAAGCCAAUUACCUGGAUGAGAAAACUGUUAAGUCAAUACCCUUAGUGAGACAAUUGUAAAGCUGAUACCCUGGGUGAGACAGCCAUAAAGCCAAUUCCCUGGGUGAGACAAUUGUAAGGCAAAUACCCUGGUUGACAACUGCAGAGCCAAGACAUUGGGAGAGAUAAUUUCUCAGUCAAGAGGCAGGGAGAGACAACCACUGUCAAGACGGUGGGAGAGACAACUGCAUAGCCAAGAGGUUUGGAGAGACACCUGCACAGCCAAGAGGCUGGGAGAGACACCUGCACAGCCAAGAUGCCGGGAGAGACACCUGCACAGCCAAGAGGCUGGGAGAGACGCCUGCACAGCCAAGAUGCCGGGAGAGACACCUGCACAGCCAAGAGGCUGGGAGAGACGCCUGCACAACCAAGAGGCUGGGAGAGACACCUGCACAGCCAAGAUGCAGGGAGAGACACCUGCACAGCCAAGAGGCCGGGAGAGACACCUGCACCGCCAAGAGGCCGGGAGAGACACCUGCACAGCCAAGAGGCCGGGAGAGACACCUGCACAGCCAAGAGGCCAGGAGAGACACCUGCACAGCCAAGAGGCUGGAAGAGACACCUGCACAGCCAAGAGGCUGGAAGAGACACCUGCACAGCCAAGAUGCCGGGAGAGACACCUGCACAGCCAAGAUGCCGGGAGAGACACCUGCACAGCCAAGAGGCUGGGAGAGACACCUGCACAACCAAGAGGCUGGGAGAGACGCCUGCACAACCAAGAUGCUUUGAGAUGCAAGUGCACAGCAUAGUCAAGACGGUGGGAGAGACAACUGCAUUGCCAAGACGUUCAGCUAGAGAUAGUUGCACAGCCAAAAUGUUAGGAGAGACAACAGCCAAGAUGUUCACUGUGCUGGCGAGAUGGUGGAAGUGCCAGCUUAAUUUGGUCUGGUUGUGACUGUCUUGUCUCUCUCGCAGUAUUGACACAACAGUAUAGAUGCUAGUUUCAAUUUGGUCUGGUUUUGACGGUGUCUCUCGCCCUAUUGGCUAGCCGAUGGAGCUGACAGACCUGAUUUGGUCUGGUGGUACCAACGUAUACCGCGCUGGUUAGAUGGUGGAGCUCUACCAAUUCGGUCUGGUUCAUCUGUCUCACCUCUCUCGCCAUUGGAAAGACGGUGUAGGUGUCGGGCCACCGCUACUAAACCCGAUUUAGUCGUGGUGACUAUCUCAUCUCCCUCACCAUGUUGGCAAAAUGGUGGAGGUGCCAGGCCGAUUUGGUCCGAUUGUGUCUACCUUGUCUCUCUGUCACUGCUAGCAAGACGGUGGAUGUGGACAUGGAAUGCCCUGGUAACCAAUUGGAAGAGGAAAAGUAUCCUUGGAAGUGAUAUGGACAAUUGUGUGCCUGGCACAUCCUCUGUCUUGCUAACAUUGUUGUGACGGAAUCGCGGACCAUGCUAUACCCUGUCUGAUUUACGCAAAUUACAGACUUCAGCACUUUGUAAGGGGCUGCAAAAAAAUGAUGUAUAAUUUUAAUUUUAUGUCAUGGUGAACAAACAUUGUUGCCUGUGA